This is a messenger RNA of Eurytemora carolleeae, 2163 nucleotides long. RefSeq names its product coiled-coil domain-containing protein 47. Gene Ontology annotation, biological process: endoplasmic reticulum calcium ion homeostasis. Gene Ontology annotation, molecular function: calcium ion binding. The coding region runs from base 123 to 1247 and encodes 374 amino acids. Gene Ontology annotation, cellular component: endoplasmic reticulum. The transcript has 14 exons. Lineage: Eukaryota; Metazoa; Arthropoda; Copepoda; Calanoida; Temoridae. The record is from RefSeq and is a predicted model, not a curated record.
GAACCUCGUAUUGUUGUGUAGAGGCUGUUGUGGAGGAUGAGGUUGGGGGAGAUUUCUCCCAUUUGAUUGAUGACGAAGAGUUUAUCAAUUUUCCAGAGAAAUCAGAGGAUUCAGACGAGUUCAUGAAUGAGAAGAAACCUAAUGUAAAGAGUGGUAAAGGGGUUCCCCCUCUACAGUAUGCGAAUAUUCCCUUGCAUCUUCGGUCUAACUGGGGGAACUACUAUCUGGAGAUAUUGAUGAUCACGGGUAUUAUUGUCUACUUCCUCAAUUUUUUCUCGGGAAAAAGUAAAAACCAGAAGAUUGCCAGUCAAUGGUUUAAUGUUCACAGAGAAAUACUGGAAUCUCAGUUCGCUCUAGUUGGAGAUGAUGGAGCCAAGAAUAUUGAAGACAUUCAAGAACCAAUUACAAAGGAAUCAGAAAACAUUUUCACUUUCUGGUGUUCUGGUAGAAUAUGCUGUGAAGGCAUGUUGGUGGAACUGAAGCUUCUAAAACGUCAAGACCUUGUCGGAGUAAUUGCAAAUGCUUUAAAGCCGGCACACGAUCAGUUACAUAUAAGAGUUGAUAUGGGUCAGGAGGAUAUGGACAACUUUAUCUUCGCAAUCGCCUCCAAAAAAUCUUCCCUCCGAUUGAGCAAGGAUAUGUACGACAUAAACACGUACUGUCCUGAGAGGCGAGGAGCAGAUAAAUACGGAGUAGCGGAGGCAGGAUCUUACUUUGUCAUGUCAGAGGUUGCAGAGGUAGCUUCAGCCAUGUUGGACUCUAAACUAGUUUCAGUUUUCAAAAAAUAUCCAGACAUCAUCGAUACUAUUCAUUUCUCAGAUCAGUACACAGGACCUAAGCCUACUGAGGACCAGCAGCCUAUGGAAUUACCUCAAGGAAAGAAAGUUCUGAUAUUUGUUUUCAACCUGACUAAUAUUACUCAGACUGGAAUAGAGGACACUCUGCCCCUGCUGCAGUUGGUAUUCUACUGCAUUGACAAGGUCAAAAAGUACAAAUUGUCCAGGGAAGCUAAGGUCAAGGCAGACAAGAAUAGAUCAAAGGUUGCUGAGAACCACUGGCGCUCGAUCCAUGCCGCUAAGGCGGAGAAAGCUGCUGAGGAGAGAGAGAGGAAGAGAAGAGAGGUCAAGGAGAGGAUAAAAGAGAUCGAGGACCCUGAGAAGCAACGUAAGAUGGAAGAGAGAGAGAACAGGAAGGACAAGAAGAAGAAUCAACCCAAGAUGAAGCAGCUCAAGGUUAAGGCCAUGUAAGGUCUUUGUCAAGACUAAGCAAGAACAGUGUCUAGAUUACUUCAUAAAGUAAUGGUUUUAAUGCUUUGUGGGAUCAAUGUUUAAGAGCUAUGUCUUGUAUUAUCAGGAUCAAUUAUGUUUUAAGUAUUUAUGAUUACUAAGCGUGUCAAGAAUCAUCGUAAAAUUAUAUUAUUCUUGUUCGUAUAUAAUUCAUAUACAGUGAGAACCAGCAAACUUCGAAAUAGAAAAACGACUUUUAACUCGAAUUAUGAUUUCAAAUUGUCCCAUGGAUAUUGUAUGAGAUACAACAAUGCAGUGUCAUAGAACAUUUCACUUUAUAAUUGAUGUUUAAGCUACUAGUAAAAGUAUCAAAUACCUUUAACUAUUCUUUUAAUGUCGUCUUCCUAUUUUAUAUGUUUUGGUUCUCUCUGUUUUAUGUUCAAUACAGUAAGAUACUGUCAAAAGACUAAGAUCCUGGACAAAUCUGUAAAAAAUAUAGAAGACUAAGAUCCUGGACAAAUCUGUAAAAAAUAUAGAAGACUAAGAUCAAAUUCGUUGGACAAAACUAUGUAUGAUUCCGGGGUCAAGACUAUAUAUAUACAUCCAUAUUAAUCAAGAUUGUCUAAAUUCGUGGUCAAUAAUAUAAAGCUUAGUUAAGACAUUAACCCUAAACCUUAUAAUUUCAUCUGACGGUAAAAUAAUUUUUCUUAUUUGUUCUGUUUUGUCUCGUCUUGUAUCUCAACUUAGGUAACUCAAUCCCGUUUGGCUCAAGUUUCAUUGUAUACUCGAAAUUCGGGCAUUUUUCAGAGUUGACAAAUUUUGUGAUUUUUGUUAGUUAUAUUUCUCCUUGAAAAAUAUACGUUGUUUCUUAUUAUAAUUUAUUGUUAAAAGUUAUUAAUGAAAUAAGAAAAAUUUAAAUAGUAUUGUUCGUUUCAGA